AUGGCUCCCUUUUUUGAUGCAAUUCGUUCCCUUAAUCCUAGCAGGCAGAAUUGGCGGAUUAGAGUUUGUGUAGUUCGUCUGUGGACCAUGCCUGGCCGCUAUUCCCAUGAAGAACUCUCCUCUAUUGAGAUGCUCCUUCGAGAUGAGGAUGGUGAUAACAUACAUGCUCAGGUUAAGAGUCCCUUCAUUACUCAUCAUCUGAAUAACUUCACAGAAGGGAAGCUUUGUGUUAUUUCCUACUUCAUGGUUACACCGAAUUAUGGGUCGUAUAGGACAACUGAUCACCCAUAUCGAAUGACUUUAUGUAUUCCAGGGCAGUCCGUCCCCUUCCGGAAGAUGACCGUAUUCAUCAGUUUGGAUUUGCCUUCCGUUCAUGUCAUCGGGAUGUUGUCUGCUAUUGGAGAGAAGGAGGAGUGCAAUAUCAAUGGCCAAACUCAGCACAGAGUUAAUGUGGAACUGAUGGAUGAUGGAAUGGAGAAGCUUGAGUGCACACUCUGGGGGGAUUUUGCAGAUGAGAUUCUCCAAUUCAUGGCAGGGGAUAUAUCCAGUCCUGUUGUUGUCAUUAUCCAACUAUCCAAGAGGAGAAUCUCAAACUCUAUGUAUUCUUCAAGAAUCUUCAUCCAUCCCUCCAUUCCUAAAGUGGAACAUUUCAUGUCAAAAUUGAAGGCAAAAGGUGUCGAUGUGGGCCAAGUUCCGGCUAGGAUUGCUCCCCAAUCAACAAUGAGUGUUGCUGAUGAGUUACUGUCUGUUGAAUUAAGGCGAAAGAUAUCUGAUCUUCGUUCUUUAACUGGGGAUGGUGUGUGUGUUGUUCUAGCGGAUAUAGUAGACUUUCGUACUGAGAAGGGUUGGAUGUAUGUCUCUUGUAAGCAUUGCGGAAAAAAAGUGGUGCCCGAUGGGGAGGGGUUUUUUUGUGAGAAGUGUGCUUCCAUUAUUAAGGUGGUUGUACCAAGGUAUAUGGUUACUUGUGAGGUUAUGGAUGAGAGUGGAUCCUGCAGCGUUGUCAUAUUUGACAGAGAGUUUUCUAGGAUGGUUGGUUGUUCUACAACAGAGAUGAGGAACCGCAUUCUCAAACAGUUUGGUGAUGAAGGGGUUGGUGAUGGAGAUGGAAUCACAGCAAGCAUCUUAGAGCCCCUCACUUGGAAGAGAUACUUAUUUAAACUGCGUGUUCCUGAGGAUUAUGUAAAGACGUAUUCAAACACAUGUAUCGCUGUGCGCUUGACCAGUGAUAAGAUAUAA
Messenger RNA from Neltuma alba, 1236 nucleotides. RefSeq lists its product as uncharacterized. The record is from RefSeq and is a predicted model, not a curated record. NCBI's taxonomy places the organism in Eukaryota, Viridiplantae, Streptophyta, Magnoliopsida, Fabales, Fabaceae. The transcript has 9 exons. Bases 1 to 1236 code for a protein of 411 amino acids.